Molecule: messenger RNA, 624 nt
Organism: Prorocentrum cordatum
Lineage: Eukaryota; Dinophyceae; Prorocentrales; Prorocentraceae
Source: the annotation of a GenBank genome assembly
AGGAGGGCGGCCUGGUCCGGCACGGUCGCGUGGGGGGGCAGCUGAGCGUGUCGCGUUCGCUGGGCGACCACCACCUGAAGACGUGCGGGGUGAGCUGUGUGCCCGACGUCUUCGCGUGCGAGCUCGGCAGCGAAGACCGCGGCGCCGCGCUCCUGAUCGCGAGCGACGGCCUGUGGGACGCGCUCACCGACGCCGACGCCCGCGAGGUGUUCGCCAGUUGCGUCGGCGGCGCUGUCUCCGAGGGGGGGAGCCCGCAGGCCAUCGGCAGGAUGCUGCAGGAGAGAACCGCGCGGACCCUGGUGGAGAUCGCCAAGGCCAGUUGGGCCCAAAGAUUGCGAGCCAAGGGCGAACAGUUCCGCGGCGGAAAAGGAGAAGGAAGAGGCGGAAGAUCAGGACCGCGGGUCGAAGGACAACAUCCUCGCGCUCGUCGUCUUCCUUUGAGCUGCGUGCGCCGGAAACCCUUCGGAGGCUGACAGGUAGCCGCCUCUCCCGAACCGUCUGGGUCUCCCGCCGGACUCGCUCGGGCUUGCGGUCGACGCCGACACGGGCAGAACAGCCGUGGCGGGCCGCGAGGAGUCAGCGCGCCAUCGAGAUCGACGGCUGAGCGACGGAAGAGGCCAGGGC